AUGGACUAUACUAGAGCAACUGAAGUGGCUAAUGACACUAACUUAGAUGUUGGAACUAACCAACAUAAGCUUGUUUCUCCACAUGGAGGUCUUACCCGGAUGGAUAACGACCAUUCGAGUUCUCAGGUUGUAAAGGAAACCCUUCAAUCAAAUAUUGAGAUUCCUAAUGAGAACACAGAUGUUUUCAUUAGAACAUUUAAAAAUCGUUUAAGCACCCUAGAGGGCUUAUACGAAAAGACUAUGAUGAAGCAUGACGAAUUUCUUAACUCAAUCGAAGCUGGUGACUAUUUAAGCAAAAUCACUAAGCUGGAAGAGGAAGAAAAAGGUCUUGAGCUGAACAU
This is a messenger RNA of Tetrapisispora phaffii CBS 4417, 341 nucleotides long. RefSeq lists its product as uncharacterized. NCBI's taxonomy places the organism in Eukaryota, Fungi, Ascomycota, Saccharomycetes, Saccharomycetales, Saccharomycetaceae. The record is from RefSeq and is a predicted model, not a curated record. The annotation marks the transcript as partial. The transcript has a single exon.